Molecule: messenger RNA, 552 nt
Organism: Aureococcus anophagefferens
Lineage: Eukaryota; Pelagophyceae; Pelagomonadales; Pelagomonadaceae
Exons: 1
Coding region: 1-552 (183 amino acids)
Source: RefSeq, a predicted model, not a curated record
AUGUCGGGCUGGUCGCGCUCGGCGGAGCCGUCGUGGGUUCGUAAGUCGACGGGCGCUUCGUCGGAAGGUACAGCGACGCCGUCGGCUCGUAUGUCGGGCUGGUCGCGCUCGGCGAAGCCGUCGUGGGUUCGUAGGUCGACGGGCGCUUCGUCGGAAGGUACAUUGGGGUCGUCGGCUCGUAUGUCGGGCUGCUCGUGCUCGGCGAAGCCGUCGUGGGUUCGUAGGUCGACGGGCGCUUCGUCGGAAGGUACAGCGACGCCGUCGGCUCGUAUGUCGGGCUGGUCGCGCUCGGCGGAGCCGUCGUGGGUUCGUAGGUCGACGGGCGCUUCGUCGGAAGGUACAGCGACGCCGUCGGCUCGUAUGUCGGGCUGGUCGCGCUCGGCGGAGCCGUCGUGGGUUCGUAGGUCGACGGGCGCUUCGUCGGAAGGUACAGCGACGCCGUCGGCUCGUAUGUCGGGCUGGUCGUGCUCGGCGAAGCCGUCGUGGGUUCGUAGGUCGACGGGCGCUUCGUCGGAAGGAACAUUGGGGUUGACGUCUUGGGGACUGUGGUAG